UAGGGUGUCGCCGUGGUGGCUCCAUUCGAAGGCGACGGCGGUUGGUCGGUCGUCAGUGUGUUUGUCCUCUUCUAAACUCAACAAACGGACCCGGUGAAGAGUGUCGGCUCGGUACCAGCUGUCAAACGAUAUUCGUCCUUUUCGGCAUCGCUGGGAUGAAGCGGAAUAUCUUUCAUUUGAAUCAGAUCGCUGGUGUUGUUUGAAGAAAGAAAGAGAGAGAGAGAGAGAGAGAGAGAGAGUCGGGCGGAGGAGCCAUUUUGUCCCGACAGUGUGAGAGAAAGAAAGACAGAGACAUUAAAAACACCAAACAACACACUUUGAGAGGAUACACACAUCUUAAACAUCUCCCUCGGAGUAUAAGAAGAGCCUACGAGGGAAAUUAAAGCAAUUGCUCUGCGAAGAGACUGUCCGGUGUGUGUUUUCGGAUAACACACGCACACUUUCCCUUUAACACACACUCAGUCUCUGUCCGUUUCUCAUCAGGGUGUGUUUAUAAGAGCUCAGAUGGCGAAGAAGACCUAUGAUCUGCUCUUUAAACUGCUCUUGAUCGGUGAUUCUGGGGUGGGAAAGACCUGCGUGCUGUUCCGAUUCUCCGAUGACGCCUUCAACACCACCUUUAUCUCCACUAUAGGAAUCGAUUUUAAGAUCAAAACAGUUGAAUUGCAAGGAAAGAAGAUAAAGCUACAGAUAUGGGAUACAGCGGGGCAGGAACGGUUUCACACCAUCACUACCUCUUAUUACAGAGGGGCAAUGGGAAUCAUGCUCGUAUAUGACAUCACCAAUGCAAAGAGCUUCGAAAACAUCAGCAAAUGGCUCAGAAACAUUGAUGAGCAUGCUAAUGAGGAUGUGGAGAGGAUGCUGCUAGGCAACAAGUGUGACAUGGAGGACAAACGUGUCGUACCAAAAGCCAAGGGGGAACAGAUCGCGAAAGAACACGGGAUUCGCUUCUUUGAGACGAGUGCAAAAGCCAACAUCAACAUCGAGAAGGCGUUCCUCACGUUAGCAGAAGACAUUCUCAGAAAGACACCCGUAAAAGAGCCUAACAGUGAAAAUGUGGACAUCAGCACUGGAGGAGGAGUCACAGGCUGGAAGACCAAGUGCUGCAGUUGAACACACACACACACAGUUACUCACACACACGCACACACACACACAAUCUGUUCUUCUCUAUCCCUCUCUUUCUCUCUUUCUCUCAUUCACUCAUCCCUCGUUUCUGUCUAACACUCUUUCGUUCUGUCCUUCUCAUAGGAUUCUCUGUAAAACACAUCUCUAACGUUUCUCACACUCACGACUGCUUGCUGACAUCAUUUUUAUUUCUGAAAACGAAACAAACAAAAAAAAAAUGAAAUGUAAAACAAAGUCAUUUCACGUUUCUUCGUACUUAUUUUAAAGUUUAAAGAAAGAAGGAAAUGAAUUUAAAAGCGCUUUCACCACUACAUAAAGACCGAGGGUGGACUUGGAGCGUAGCGUUCAGUAUGACUUGUGUCCAGUGUUUUGGGAUUAGUGUUGUGUGUGUUAGUAUGAGAGAUCUUCUCUAGCUGGGUUGUUUUUUUUUUUUUGUUCUAUGAUUUGAUUUCUUUCGUCCGGUGCCUUAAUGUAGAGCCUUAGCGCUCAUUCCCCCCAAACACACACAUUUAAACACCACUGUAACAGUUACACACAAACACACACACCUCUUUUCUCAACCCGCUAAAUCGACCCCACACACACCCGAGUGGAACCAUCUGGAUUCAACCUGUUUGCUCAGAAGAGAAUGGCAUUAUAUAUAUAUAUUUUUAAAUUUAGUUUGUCCUCAUUUUUCCCCCCAGAAUGACUUGUUUUAUGAAUCUCCUCAAUGUUUUUUUUGGUUUCCCCCUCACUCAGUUACUCAUUCCCUCUGCAUGCUGGUUUCUUUUGGGUAUUUUUGGGGUCUUUUUGUAAGUUUUGCCAUGUUUGUAAUUCACAGAAGUAUCUCUUCUAGUCCAGAUACGUGUCAGGGAGGGGAGCGUUCUCUUUGGAAAUUCAAACGAUUUUGCAGAUCCAUUAAAAAUAAGCUUGUUUAAGUUA
Molecule: messenger RNA, 2046 nt
Organism: Danio aesculapii
Lineage: Eukaryota; Metazoa; Chordata; Actinopteri; Cypriniformes; Danionidae
Gene: rab10
Product: RAB10, member RAS oncogene family
Exons: 6
Coding region: 505-1110 (201 amino acids)
Biological process (GO): cellular response to insulin stimulus
Cellular component (GO): recycling endosome; insulin-responsive compartment; Golgi apparatus
Molecular function (GO): GTP binding; GTPase activity
Source: RefSeq, a predicted model, not a curated record